GAAGAAUACUGUCUCAACUGACUAGCUAGCUGUUUAUGUACACUGACAUUUUACCGAGUAUACCUUUGGCAUCCAAUAUAUUUUGCUGUCUCGACGUGAAGCCUUGUGAGAUUUAGCAGAAGCGAAUCACAAAGCCGAAAUAGCUACUGAUUCGAAACAUUGCCAAGCACGGAAGACGUGGCGACUUUAAUUGUUUCGAUAAAGAUUUGGACUUGCCUAUGUAGUCAAUUAUUUCACAAUCUCUGCGAUUUGUGUGGAACAUUGUCGGAGUAUAUUCGGCAUGCGAAGUCUUCACAUGGUAAACACAAGAGAAAUUGAAAAUACAAGCUCACGCGAAGGAUAUUGAUGAAAAGGUAAAAGAGUUACCAGUAAGCAGGUGAUUCAAGAUUUCAUUUAUAACUUCCGCCUAAAAUAACUCCGGACUCAAAUCAUCCAAAGGUUUUGCAUAAAUUGGAAAGUACUGACGAGCAUUGAGCUCGACCUCUUUAAGUAAACAAGAAAAUACGGUUGGUUUGCCGUACACAACUUCUUAAGGAUUAGGCUUUUAAAUUAACAAUCUGAAUUCACGACGACUUCAAGUGGCGCUGUAAGGAUCCAUAAACAAACACACCAACGUCUCGCUACGAGGAAGUGUGAAACAAAAAUUACGUUAUAUAGCUGUCAGUGAAGCUAAUUGUGAAGUAAGUUAGAUACCGUUGUUUUGUAUAUUAUGGUAUCCCGUGGGGAAGACGAUCUGCUCAACACGAUAACUUGGAGCGAUGAUUCGUAUAUCUUGUCGGAAUUUUUGACCGAAUUUCCGUUACCACAAGUGGUUAAAAUCGUGCGUGGUCACGAUGGAACGAUGACAAACAGCCCAACUUUAGGUUUCGGCGAGGUGCUCACCCUGCACGCCUUAAGAGAAUCACGAACACUCGUCGGUGAGGACAAAAAUGAAAACGAGUUCGCUGUCGCUUUGAACUAUCCGGACGACUUUCAGGUUCUACCUCAAACGAGUGACUGUAAGCUCGACUCGUGCGGCGUGACCGAUUUAGCAUCAUUCUACCAAACCGUGAAGUACUUGGAAGUGAUUCAAGCGCAUUAUGGUACGGACGAAGACCUCAACUCCUCGGCGCAAGGGGAACUGUUGGAAAUACUGGACAUCGUCAAACCUCAGAAACCCGAUAAGGCAAAAGUCCACGUUCUUAAUCUGCAUAGUGAACAGAAAUCCACGCUGACUUAUACGUGCUCGGCGAGAUUUAGACCGCUUCUCGAUUGGAAAAAAUACAAAGCUAACGAACUGAAGACGCAUCAGUAUGGGUUUCCAAUAAGAGUGAAAUUCGCAGAAAACGCCGAUUGGAUUCGUGAAGAUAUGGAAUGUCAGAGGAUAAUUUCGAAGACCCCUGUCAUCAACAUCACAGACGAGACACAGGAUAUUACAAUCAUCAGCACAACAGUAGCGAGCGAUCCAGAGUUGAAAUUCUGCUACGAAAUCCCGAAAAAUUUGGAAAUAAAGGUCGCCGUCGCGGAGGGCUUUGCGAAUGGUGCCAAGCACUACACCGAUGUCGUUGACGAUCUCAACCAACGCUUUGACGUUGCGAAAUUCAUGACCAGCUUCGAGCCGACGAUGAUACGACGUCGCAACGCAAUAAGACAAUAUAACUACGACACAAUAAGGAAAUGUAUCGUGAAAAAAUUCAGACAUUCUGUCCUCGUGGAACAGGCGACGGACGCCCCAGCGCUACCACCGAGGCGUCAAGUGCCUAGAACUGUUAGUAUGCCCCCAACUCCACCGAAACCAACACCAACCGCCCCCCUCCGGUCAAAUUCUGAAUCUCAUGUUGAACACGAUGCUAUAGAUUCUCCUCCAGGGGGGGAAGAUGAUGCAUCGGCAACAUUAUCUGAAGCUACACUGCAAUCAACUGAAGAUGAUGUAAAUAACCCUAAAGGUCCUGGGGUGAGACGAGUAAAGCCACCAAUAAACACCCCAAUUACUCCGAAGGCACACGCCAGUAACCCUGAUGAUCCCCCAAAGCCAAAAGCGAAGGAGGCUAAACAACCUGUGAAACCGCCUAUAAAUACCCCAAAUUCACUACCAGUUGUACCACCAGCAACCACCAAUGAUCACGCGGACUCGAAGAGUAACAAACCACCGGUGGAAUUGCGAAAACCCGCCCCAGAUUCUGUGUCAACCAUAAAAAAUAAACCAAUUUCACCGCUGGUGGCUGAACUAAAGAGCCGUGUUAAGAUCCCUGUUCGACCCCCACGUUCCCUGCCCCCGGGUAAAAAGUCCAAACCCGAAGAAGCCGAAACGAAUGAACCCCCGCCUAAAGCAGUUACGACUAACAAGCCCCUUGAUAAGGCACUCGAUGAAACAGAUGCUCCUGUAGUCGAGGCUAAACAAACCAUCACAAAGAGUUCACCAUCGGCUCCACAAACCGACGUACAGGCAAAUCUGCAAAAUAACGAACCAGCUGUUGCGGCUCCGAAAUUACCGCCGCGUGACGGACGGCCAAAGUUGCACGAGACGCCCAACAAUGACCAAGGUGGUUCUAUGGCGGAAGAAGCUCGCACAACUAGUCAGAACGAAGAGAACCAUCACCAACCUGGCACAGAUUAUAUCCCUAACCUUCCCCCGAAAUCCCCCAAAUGGCCGGAAAAAUAUCCCAUAGAAAAUCCCAAUUACGUUAUCCCAAUACAGCCAAAUGUGUCCAGCAAUUACCCUCAAUCGCCCUCCGUGCCUCCUGCAGUACCCUCUAGUCCCCGUCCAGGGAACAAGUGGGGAAAGAAACGUUCUGACACAUUACCGAGAGAAUUUAAAUUCGGCCAAAACAACGAGUACGCUGUUCCACAAACAGGGAAUGAAGAUAGCGUGUACGAAGAGCCGUUUCAAAGACCCGUAGCAAUGCCGACGGUACACGAGAAGAAUUCUCCUACGACUGCUAAGUUCCCAGGUCACGAUGAAAAUCCAUACGACUUGGUGGCUAGGAUUCCCUUAGAUCUAUCUGGCCUCAGCAUUGGCCAGGUCUCUGAUUUGCUGAAGAAUUUGAACAUGGCCGAGUAUGCAGAGACGUUUGAGAAUGAAAUGAUAGACGGGUGUUUGCUGAAGGAGAUGAAGGAGAGCCAAUUGACAGACCUUCAAAUGACUUCUUUUCAUCGCACGAAGUUGCUCAAUUUUAUCAACGGUUGGCGGCCGAAAUUAGCAGCAGACAAACGGAAAACCUAAUCAAUGGAAUAUCAUUGCCCUUAUUUCACAGGAAAACUCCAGUUUCGUGCAUGAAAUAUACAGUUCAGGUGACACAAAAAUAGAGAUAAUUUUCACUGAGAACCGAAUAGAAUAGAAACAUUAACUGUCAAUAUCGGUAAUAACUUUUUUUCGUUCAUUAGGUGGCUUUCGCGCAUUAUAAUACACGAAAUUCGCGCAAUAAGCCAAUGCAAAUGCUAAAAGAGGCGAAGUGUAGGUGGCAUCGCAAAAAAAAGCAAGGUUGAGCUGGUUUUGUUUGCAAAAGUCCGAAUUUCAUCGCGUUGAUGGAUGAAUGUGUGUUAAACCAGCGUAAGGCGACUGACAGUUGUUAUACCCAACAUCAAACAAGUGUCUCAUCGAUUUUUUUUACAUUAAAUUAGCACAAGCGCACGUACAAUAAUUUUACAAUUACCGUCAGCU
This is a messenger RNA of Dendronephthya gigantea, 3640 nucleotides long. RefSeq lists its product as uncharacterized. The coding region runs from base 710 to 3202 and encodes 830 amino acids. Gene Ontology annotation, molecular function: protein binding. The record is from RefSeq and is a predicted model, not a curated record. The transcript is spliced from 3 exons. Lineage: Eukaryota; Metazoa; Cnidaria; Anthozoa; Malacalcyonacea; Nephtheidae.